Messenger RNA from Pelobates fuscus (common spadefoot toad), 2047 nucleotides. RefSeq names its product cytosolic thiouridylase subunit 2 (gene CTU2). The coding region runs from base 60 to 1550 and encodes 496 amino acids. NCBI's taxonomy places the organism in Eukaryota, Metazoa, Chordata, Amphibia, Anura, Pelobatidae. Gene Ontology annotation, cellular component: cytosol. Gene Ontology annotation, biological process: tRNA wobble position uridine thiolation. Gene Ontology annotation, molecular function: tRNA binding; sulfurtransferase activity. The record is from RefSeq and is a predicted model, not a curated record. The transcript is spliced from 15 exons.
UGCGCCGGAAGCAGCUGUCUGGGGCUGUCAGGCACGUUGAUUGUGGGUGAUUUGCAGCCAUGUGUGAAGUAGAAGACGAUUACAGCGGGGAUCUGCGGGAAAGGGAGAAGAGGCUGGGUCAAAAAUGCAUGAAGUGCAAGGAAGGUUCUGCUGUUCUGAUCAUUCGAGUAGGAGAUGCCUUUUGCAAAUCCUGCUUCAAGGAAUACUUUGUGCACAAGUUCCGGGCUACGCUGGGCAAGAACAGAGUAGUAUAUCCAGGAGAGAAGGUUCUCUUGGCAUAUUCAGGAGGUCCGUCUUCAAGUGCAGUGAUCCAACAGGUGCAAGAGGGCUUGGGUCGAGAUGCUCCUAAAAAAUUACGUUUUGUCCCUGGGAUCGUCUUCAUUGAUGAAGGAGCAGUGUCUGGUCAGAGCUGGGUGGAACGAGAGGAAACCGUCUCCAACGUGCGGCAUGUUCUUGAAGACACCGGAUUUCCAUUUCACAUAGUGAGGCUGGAAGAGGUUUUCUUGUUGCCGCAUUCUGUAUUGCAGAGGAAUCUCUCUGAAUCCACUCCACAAAAGCAGAACUACAAGCAAGCAGUGGGUCAUUAUAUGGAACAGGAGGAUUCACAGCAACGCAUCGUGGAUGAGCUGGCACAGCUCAGUACUGCAGAUCCUACAUCAUCAAAUGGCAGUUCCCCUGCAGAGUUCACAGAGCAACUGGUCCAGCUCUUCACCUCCGUCAAAACGCUAACAGCAAAACAGGAGCUGCUCCACACCCUGCGGAAUCAUUUGUUACUACAUACGGCACGAAGCUGUGGUUACUCCAAGAUAAUGAGUGGCGAGAGCUGCACGCGUCUUGCUGUCAAUCUUCUCAGCAACAUCUCUCUUGGGAGGGGUGCGUUUUUGCCGAUGGAUACGGGGUUCUCAGACAGCCGCUAUGGAGAUGUUUUGUUUAUUCGUCCCAUGAGAGAAUAUUCCAUGAAAGAAAUUUCAUUUUAUAACCGGUUGUUUAAUGUCUCAUCCAUCUUUAUAAAAACGCUGGACACGAAGGCCCCUGAGAAUAGCAGCAUUCAGCGGCUGACUGAGACCUUUAUCACCAAACUACAGGCAGAUUUCCCAUCCACAGUGAGCACAGUGUACAGGACCAGUGAAAAAUUGAAUACAUGCACCGCAGAAAGCAGGAAAGAUGACGUUCUACAGGAACAAUGCCUUUUAUGUCUGUGCCCAUUAGACACACAUUCUGACAGAGCUUCGGCAUAUCAAGCUACCAAAGUAUCGCAAAACCUUUCUCAGAGGAUGAAACAGAAUUGUGCUGUUCCUGCAAAGGACUCUGGGAAACUAAGCUGUAAGCAAGGACAGUGCUGCGAGAAGACAGAUAACAAACUUACCCUAAGGGCUGCAGGAAUAGUCCAUAUCCUGUGCUAUAGCUGUCAAGUGACAAUGAAGGACCUGGAAUCUGUGGAUCACUUACCCCAGUAUAUCCACCAUGAGGCUGAACACAGGACUCGCAGGUGUGAGAUGAGGAAGGAAAUACAGGAGUUCCUGCUUGAUGAUGGCUCUGAUGAUGCAUGAACUCAGUUGACACGAUCUCCAUCCACAGCAUCAAGGACCAGAGAGCAGCAAGACUUUUCAAUAACAGAUCACGUUCUAGCAUGAGGCUGGAAGAGCAGUGGUCUUGUGUUUUCUGUGGUGAAGAACCAUCACAUUUUACUACAUCAAAAAUGGUAAUAACAAUGUAGAGAGCACUGCCUCAUUAAUUGAGCACAUGCUACCACGUGUCUUUGUAGGCAUGGGAACCAAUGGAAGUUUGAGCUCAUUUGCAUCAUAUGCCAGGUUAGUGCCUUUGCAGAGGCAUUAAAUGGUAGCUUACACUACCAUAAUCUCCUCUAGCAAGUCUUAACAUUAUUUCCCAGGGUAAAAACCAGUUACAAUCCUCUUUAGAAUUAUCACACAGAGGACACUACUACCUUGGAUAUUAUCAAUGUCUCCGAAUUUUAUGUUUUAUUUGUAACUAAAUACUUGUAAACACUUUUAGUGAAUCAGGAACCACAAAAUAAAGUUUGUUUUUU